Molecule: messenger RNA, 1026 nt
Organism: Cynara cardunculus var. scolymus (artichoke)
Lineage: Eukaryota; Viridiplantae; Streptophyta; Magnoliopsida; Asterales; Asteraceae
Exons: 3
Coding region: 235-777 (180 amino acids)
Source: RefSeq, a predicted model, not a curated record
CAAAUUUCAAAAUGUAAACACAAAUUCUAAUCACACUAUUGAAAAGCGUGAACCCCAAUUCUCCUUUUGAUGUAGAGCGGCAUGUUACUCGCAUGGAAUCGGUGGUAUGUUUGUUUUCCCCUUGUUUUUCGCCCUUUUCAUCUCGUCAAUAGAACAAACCCUAUCUUCUUCACAGAAAUUGCACACAAUUUUACACAUCGAGUGGGUAAAGGGGUGAGAGAGUGAAGGGGGGAAAUGGAGAAAGCAAUGGUGAAAGUUGGAAGCAUCAAAGCGAAAGCAGGAAGCUAUUGGAUCUCAAAGAAAGCUAAAAAAGAGUUCUCAAACAUCACCGAUGACCUAAAUACUUUCUCAAGUACAGUUGAAGAGAAGGCAAAAUGGAUUUUUAACAAACUAAAAGGAAAGCCGGUGAAAUCAUUGCCUGAACUGCUCCGUGACUACAACUUACCACCGGGUCUUUUCCCUAACAACGUAAUUUCUUAUGAAUUCGACGAGACCAAGGCAAAACUCGUGGUGCACUUGCCCUCCACUUGUGAGGUAACCUUCAAGGACUCAUCCGUCAUAAGAUAUGCCACUCGGGUCAAAUGCAUUUUGAUGAGGGGAAAGUUGACUGGUAUUGAAGGAAUGAAAACGAAGGUGUUGGUAUGGAUCAAGGUCACGAAUGUGGCAGUCGAAGGGUAUAAAUCCGAUAAGGUAUGGUUCACGGCUGGAAUUAAAAGAUCGAGGCCUAGAGAUGCUUAUGAAAUGGCUUGCGAUGCGAUUAGAGUCGAAGAAUUUUGAGAUUAGAACGAUCCUUAAUUAGAGCCUUUUGUGUAGUAUUGCAUCGGUAAAUUUUGUAGUUCAAUUGCUCGAAAAGAUUUAGAAACAUGGUUUUUAUAUCUGAAACAUGUGUGGUUUUACAAUGUUGUUUCACAUGUGAAACGAUUAGGACUACUUUAUAUCCAUGCACAAAAUAGUUCUGAAUAUGAAACAACAUGGUAUAAACACUGCAUUUUUCACGUGUUAACGCAUGAAAACUAGUUUGUACGA